AUGGACAGCUGCACAGACCCUGUCACUGACAGACACAGACCCAGACCCAGCUCUUCAACCCCUGUACAGACCCAGACCCAGCCCUUCAACCCCUGUACAGACCCAGCUCUUCAACCCCUGUACAGACCCAGACCCAGAGCCAGACCCAGCUCGUCAACCCCUGUACAGACCCAGCUCUUCAACCCCUGUACAGCCCCAGACCCAGACCCAGCUCUUCAACCCCUGUACAGACCCAGACCCAGACCCAGAGCCAGACCCAGCUCUUCAACCCCAUUACAGACCCAGACCCAUACCCAGCUCUUCAACCCCUGUACAGACCCAGACACAGCUCUUCAACCCCUGUACAGACCCAGACCCAGAGCCAGACCCAGCUCUUCAACCCCUGUACAGACCCAGACCCAGACCCAGCUCUUCAACCCCUGUACAGAACCAGACCCAGACCCAGCUCUUCAACCCCUGUACAGAACCAGAGCCAGACCCAGCUCUUCAACCCCAUUACAGACCCAGAGCCAGACCCAGCUCUUCAACCCCAUUACAGACCCAGCUCUUCAACCCCAUUACAGACCCAGACCCAGCUCUUCAACCCCUGUACAGACCCAGACCCAGCUCUUCAACCCCUGUACAGACCCAGACCCAGAGCCAGACCCAGCUCUUCAACCCCUGUACAGACCCAGACCCAGCUCUUCAACCCCUGUACAGACCCAGACCCAGCUCUUCAACCCCAUUACAGACCCAGACCCAGCUCUUCAACCCCUGUACAGACCCAAACCCAAACCCAGACCCAGCUCUUCAACCCCUGCACAGAUACAGACCCAGACCCAGCUCUUCAACCCCUGUAGAGACCCAGACCCAGCUCUUCAACCCCUGUACAGACCCAGACCCAGAACCAGAACCAGACCCAGCUCUUCAACCCCUGUACUGACCCAGACCCAGACCCAGCUCUUCAAACCCUGUACAGACCCAGACCCAGAACCAGAACCAGACCCAGACCCAGCUCUUCAACCCCUGUACUGA
Messenger RNA from Oncorhynchus kisutch (coho salmon), 1014 nucleotides. Its product is annotated as extensin-like. The record is from RefSeq and is a predicted model, not a curated record. Bases 1 to 1014 code for a protein of 337 amino acids. The transcript has 2 exons. NCBI's taxonomy places the organism in Eukaryota, Metazoa, Chordata, Actinopteri, Salmoniformes, Salmonidae.